Molecule: messenger RNA, 1414 nt
Organism: Mugil cephalus (flathead mullet)
Lineage: Eukaryota; Metazoa; Chordata; Actinopteri; Mugiliformes; Mugilidae
Gene: csf1b
Product: colony stimulating factor 1b (macrophage)
Exons: 9
Coding region: 254-1000 (248 amino acids)
Cellular component (GO): membrane
Molecular function (GO): cytokine activity; growth factor activity
Source: RefSeq, a predicted model, not a curated record
CUGCGGAGGAGGAGCACAUCAGGCAGUGCUUUGAAGAACAGCGCCACAUGACGAAGUGUCAGAUUUACUUAACAGCAAAUUCCUUUCUGUGGAGUAGAAGUGAAUAUAUGAAAAGGAUCUCUUUGCUUCAAUGUGUGUGACAGAGGAGUCUGGUGUUUUCCAUUGUCAAACACGUACCAGAUGACCAUCCUUGUGUCAACCCUGACUCAGAGCAAAGCUAAGGUAGUUGCAGGUAAAGUGUCUGUGUGUGCUUAUGUUCCUGAGCUUCCCUCUGACUAUGGCGGAGGUCCCUGGUCCAUGCAGACACUCCAUCACUAGGGAGCACCUGCUAACAGUCAGGCAACUGAUGGAUAACCAGUUGAGAAGUGGCUGCUCAAUAACGUACACAUUCAUAGAGCGGAGAAGUUUGAGCAAAUGUUGCUUUGUGAAAGCUGCUUUACCCUGGAUCCUGGAGCUCCUCACCACCCACUUCAAAUAUAAUCGGGGUUCAGUCAAUGACGGCUAUGUUCAGUCCUUGAGAGCGCUCAUCCUCAACAUCUAUUCUCAGAAAUGUGUGCCUCAGCUAAAUGAAGAGAUCGAGGAUAAGCCAGAGAGUUUUGAGAUGCUGUACAGAGGACCUCCAUCGGAAGCGCUACAGAGAGCUUCAGAGGUGUUGUCUGUUUAUUGGGAGCUUGUGACCACAAGUGACGCACCAGUUGACUGGAGGUGCCAGCACGAAUACACAGAAAGCUUUAGCUCUUCCACAGAGCUCUCCACGGCGUGGCCCACAGAAUAUUUCACAGACAGUUAUGAUACGAACUCAGCGAUGGCCUCUCAAACAAGACCAGUUAGAGACCUAUACAAGCUCGGGUUCAUCAUUGCAUCCGUCAGCGGAGGACUGCUGCUCAUACUGACUCUCUACUGUCUCAUCACACACAAGAAAACUCACAACCCUCAUGGCUCAAGCUUACACACGAACUCACGCAGAGACCCACAGGAGAUGGAGAUGGAGCCCCAGUAAUGCAGUGAAGAGCACAUCACUGCAGCACCGGACAGAGCACUUGUGAAGCUGUACAUUUCGUGCCACACGAGCAAGUUUCCAGCGUGUGUAAUGUAUCAUGCUCAGCUAUUUAAUCGGAAGCUUCGCCUUGACCGAGAACAGAGAUGGACGUUAUUUUGAAUGCUAUGUAUAUUAUGUCAAUGCGUUAUCUAUUGCAGAUAUCUUCUCAAGUUCACUAAAGAAGUUUUAUUUUUUAUGUCGAAUAAUGUGUCUCCAUUUGCUACCACUUAACCAACAUUUUGUAAUGUUUUUUUUGUUUUGUUUUUGUUUUUUUUCCCAAACAUUUCCACAAGUUAUUUAUUAUCAUCACUUUAUUCAAUCACUGUAUUGAUAAUAAAAGUUAACCAUCAAUACUGAACGUAAAUGCAUAAUCUC